Molecule: messenger RNA, 309 nt
Organism: Prorocentrum cordatum
Lineage: Eukaryota; Dinophyceae; Prorocentrales; Prorocentraceae
Source: the annotation of a GenBank genome assembly
CUGCUCAAGAGCGUUGCGGCAGCGCAAUCGCCUUCUUUUGUGGCGCAUGGGGUCGCCUAUCAUCCGAGGUCAUGGCCGUGGUCCUGUCCUCGGCUGCCUCGGACCACUGCGCCAUCCUUGCUCCCGGGGGCGGCACAGAUGAUGAAGGCCACCUGCCCUGGCGCGCGGGCUGCGGCACCUCCGGGAUCAGCGCCCGGCUGGGUACAGCCUGCGGUGACGGCGCCGACGAGGCCGAGGGCCUCGCGGCCGGCGCCGGGCUGCCACCCUCCGUGCCCGAGCCGGCCCCGGGCGGCGGUGCGGCCGAGAGGC